GGUAAUCACGUGAUCUGCGUUACCAAGUAGGUUGCUCCUGUGUGUACAUUUCGUGGAGACUACAGCUGAUGACAAGAUGUCCGACGUUGCUGACGACGAAGAGAGUCGAUCUGCCAAUGGUCAGAGUGAUUCCCCAGAUGUGACUAACCCACAGUUUUCUCCGGACGUUCAGCGACUAACUGACGGCUUAUUGGGCACAUUCCUUCCUGCAAUUGAUAUGAUAAGAGAUAAACUCAAAGAGCUUGACGAACACCAAGGCAAAACAACGGAAAAUGUUAACAAAGCAAUUUCUCGAUUUGAGGACCCGGAUUCGACUCAAAAACUGAUGGCUGUGGUAGCUCAAGUGCCUCAUUAUCGUAUUAAGCUGGAGGGUAUACGACGAGAGAUGCUUCAGCUGCAUGAGAGAACGAAGAAACUGAAGAAACGAGCGAAGAAACUGCGAGAACAGAGGAAGAGCGAUGAUGCGGCUCGAAAAGUUGCACAGGAACGAGAGAGGGAGAGAGACAAGCUAAUUGAAGCCAAAGUUGCUACAAAUAGAGAUCUGGAAAAAUAGAUGAUAUAGCAGUGUUACUGAAAUUUGUUCGUAAUUUUGUGUAACUGUUGGUAGAGAUGAUGUAUUCUUUUGUUGAUUGCGGACGUCAUCAAAAGAGCGUGUUUAUUUCUUAAGUUAUUACAAAGAGAUGGCACACC
Corticium candelabrum is the source of this 690-nucleotide messenger RNA. RefSeq names its product biogenesis of lysosome-related organelles complex 1 subunit 6-like. Gene Ontology annotation, cellular component: BLOC-1 complex; transport vesicle. Bases 77 to 553 code for a protein of 158 amino acids. The record is from RefSeq and is a predicted model, not a curated record. Gene Ontology annotation, biological process: intracellular transport. The transcript has a single exon. NCBI's taxonomy places the organism in Eukaryota, Metazoa, Porifera, Homoscleromorpha, Homosclerophorida, Plakinidae.